Molecule: messenger RNA, 599 nt
Organism: Amoebophrya sp. A120
Lineage: Eukaryota; Dinophyceae; Syndiniales; Amoebophryaceae
Source: the annotation of a GenBank genome assembly
GUGCCGCUGGGCUCUUCAACGAGGAGGAUGUAGUGAAACGGGCGAAGGAUGCAACGCUCCGGGACUAUGAACAGCAACAAGCAGCAAGUGAGCUGCUACUUUCCCGCCUCGCCGAUCACCAGCUGUCUUUGGUCCCCGUAGGCGACGAUGGGAACUGCAUGUUCCGCGCAAUCGCGCACGCUGUGCUAGGGAGCGAAGAGAGGCACGGCGAAUCACGAGCAGCGGCCGUAGCGCAGCUACGACAAAGCCCGGAGACCUACCGGCGCUUCCUGUCCGGCCCGGACGUCGAUUGGAACUCCUACACCGCGAAAAUGGAACAAGACAAAACCUGGGGUGACCAAGUCUGCCUGGCCGCGGCAGCUACGCACUACGACUGCGUCUUCACCCUCAUCACGAAUUACGACGACCCGGCGCCGAUAGCAGUGCCCUCCCCGGUGCGAGGACUGGGAGCACAGCGCAAGGUCACCCUUGCCUACUGGGCGGGCGUCCAUUAUGGGUGCACAGCGAAGCUGCCGUCUCCGGGGCAGCAUGUAGGAGCUCCUGCAGGAGGCAGGGGAGACUCGGGGGGCAGCCAGCCCCGUCCGGGUGGCCUCGCGAGC